Myripristis murdjan (pinecone soldierfish) is the source of this 1213-nucleotide messenger RNA. It is a transcript of the gene atp23, whose product is annotated as ATP23 metallopeptidase and ATP synthase assembly factor homolog. The coding region runs from base 1 to 702 and encodes 233 amino acids. The transcript has 5 exons. Lineage: Eukaryota; Metazoa; Chordata; Actinopteri; Holocentriformes; Holocentridae. Gene Ontology annotation, biological process: mitochondrial proton-transporting ATP synthase complex assembly; mitochondrial protein processing. The record is from RefSeq and is a predicted model, not a curated record. Gene Ontology annotation, molecular function: metalloendopeptidase activity.
AUGGAUCAGACUAAGCAGGAGGAGGAGUACGGAUACGACCUGUUCCCGGAGAGGAACAAGGGCAAGUUCAAAAAGGGAUCUAUAGCCGAGAGUCUGUUCACUUUCAACCACAAGUGUCAGGUCAUGCUGCAGUUCGCCAUGGAGACUAGUCCGUACGCCAAGCUGCUGCUGGGGGCCAUGCAGAGCUCCGGCUGCACGGUGUUCAAAGACCGACACUUCUCCUGUGAAGAGUGCGACGGGACCGUGAGCGGAGGCUUCGACGCCGCGUCCUCUCAGAUCGUCUUGUGUCAGAACAACAUCCACCAGCAGUCCCACAUGAACCGCGUGGUGACGCACGAGCUGAUCCACGCCUUCGACCACUGCCGCGCCCACGUCGACUGGUUCAACAACUUCAGACACCUGGCCUGCUCCGAGAUCCGAGCUGCUAAUCUGAGCGGAGAUUGUUCCUUUAGCAACGAAGUCGCCAGAUUCAACUUUGGCCUGAAGCAGCAUCAUCAGGAGUGCGUUCGAGGCCGGGCGCUGCGCUCCAUCCUGGCCGUGAGGAAAAUCAGCCGACAGGAGGCGGAGAAAAUCGUGGACGAGGUCUUCGACACGUGCUUCAACGACCACGCGCCGUUCGGCCGGAUCCCGCACGGCAACAAGGACGCCAGGUUCGCCUACAGAGAUUACAAGAACAGAGAUCGAUACUACGCCAACCUUUAGCGCCACCCUGUCCGACUGAACUCCCAGGGCGCCUCGGCGUUGGCCAGUCAGCAGAACGACUGUGUGUCCAAAACCGUCAUGAAAACCCCACUGAGGGGAGUUUUCACUGAAUGUUUUGUCUAAUUAAAAGCUAAUCUGGUGAAGCCGAGGAAGGAAAAGCUACACUUAACUUCCCACCUUUCGGACAUUAAUUCAGCAUAAAGGGACGGUAGGGAGUCAUUUCGCUCAGCAGAGUUAGCCAGGACGCCAGUGAUUGUCAUUGUUUUUUUAAAAAAAAAUAAUCAGUGGAUGCUGCACCCAGUUUUUCCUGUUUGACCGUAAAUGUUUGAGCUGCUGUCAGGCCAUAAAAAAUCAUCCGACGACCAGUGAACGCGUGUUUCGUCCUCGUCUCAUGUUGCCACAUCGACCUCCGCCGACUGAGAACAGAAGGUUCUUGUACAUAGAGCUUAUUGUGCUUAACUUAAAUAGUCAAUUUUGUUUGAAUUAAAGUUUGAUUCUUAUGAAAAACUGA